This is a messenger RNA of Gadus chalcogrammus (walleye pollock), 6796 nucleotides long. RefSeq names its product SH3 and PX domains 2B (gene sh3pxd2b). The transcript has 14 exons. The record is from RefSeq and is a predicted model, not a curated record. Gene Ontology annotation, molecular function: superoxide-generating NADPH oxidase activator activity; phosphatidylinositol binding; protein binding. Gene Ontology annotation, biological process: superoxide anion generation. NCBI's taxonomy places the organism in Eukaryota, Metazoa, Chordata, Actinopteri, Gadiformes, Gadidae. The coding region runs from base 532 to 3432 and encodes 966 amino acids. Gene Ontology annotation, cellular component: cytoplasm.
UGAGUGUCAGCGGAUUUUUACAAAUCACAUAAACUCUGGCAUGAACACUGGAACCAGCUAAAGACCUGAAUUUAUUUAUCACACUCCCUAAAGGUGAACAUGAAAACCCUUGUUCGUGGCCAAUUGUUGGAUUGUCCAUGUCCUCCCAUACAGCCGCUGUAGGAUUAUGCCACAGUUGCAUGAAGCAUGAUCAGUGGUUAAUGCCAGUAAACCAGUGUACUGUCCCAGUGGUGUGGAAUGGGAGCAGCAGGCACUGGUGAGCUAGGAUAGGCUGGGAGUCUGGUUGCAGCAGAAUACGGGACGAGGCUCCUUGGCUCAUAUACUUAUAGUCCGCCUCUUCGCUGGGCAGGAAAUCUGACGUCGAUCGCUUACAAAGGAAAAUCCACAGUGGUUGCAGAAGUCUCGAAGUCAACCUGACCAGCAGCGGGGAGGAAAAAAAAACAUAAUUCAAGUUUCUUUAUAGUAUUGGAUCUAUUUGUUCAACCUCUCAGGACUUGUAUUUGAGGAGAAGGGCAGCAGAAGAGGGACACCAUGCCACGGCGGACCGUGCAAGAAGUCACCGUGCAGGACGUCCAGAAGCGGAGGAACCCCAACAAACACUAUGUUUACAUCAUCAAAGUGUUGUGGAGCGAUGGGAGCACAGAGAUCAUCUACCGGCGAUACAGCAAGUUCUUUGAUCUACAGAUGGAGUUGUUGGAUAAAUUCCCGGUGGAAGGGGGCCAGAAAGACCCCAAGCGGAGAAUCAUUCCUUUCCUUCCAGGAAAGAUUCUGUUUCGGAGGAGCCAUAUCAGAGAUGUCGCCAUGAAGCGUCUGCGGCCCAUCAACGAGUACUGCAUGGCCCUCACCCAGCUGCCCGUGUACAUCUCGCAGUGUGAGGAGGUCAGGGUGUUCUUCGAGACCAGACCUGAAGACCUCAACCCACCCAAGGAGGAACCCAUUGGAAAGAAGAAAUCAGGGCUUGUGGCGAGAGCGUCUUCUUUCCUAAAGCGAGGUAGGGACACAAGCUCCACAGACCUGCUGCUCCUGGACCAGUACGUGGCUGUCACGGACUACGAGAAGCAGGAGAGCUCGGAGAUCGGCCUGCACGUGGGCCAGGUGGUGGAGGUCAUCGAGAAGAACGAGUCCGGCUGGUGGUUCGUGAGCACCGACGAUGCCCAGGGCUGGGUCCCCGCCACCUGCCUGGAGGCCCAGGACGACCCCGACGACUUCUCCCUGCCGGGGGACGAAGAGGAGAAGUACUCUGUGGUGUACCCCUACGCGGCCCGGGACCAGGAUGAGAUAGACCUGGAGAAGGGCAUGGUGGUGGAGGUGAUCCAGAGGAACCUGGAGGGCUGGUGGAAGAUCAGGUAUCAGGGCCGCGAGGGCUGGGCCCCGGCCUCCUACCUGACCAAGGUGGACAUGCAGGCCCAGAAGCAGUCAGCAGGGGGCGCUGCCAAUGCCAGCACCAGCGACCUGGAGGGAGCGUCUAGACCGAACCAGCUGAACAACGGGGCUAAAGACCCCCAGAAGGAGCCCAAGCUGUCCCCCUUCUCCGACGGCAGCAAGCUGAAAAUGGGUUUGCGACAGAGACCUCCGCCACGCAGAGACCUCACAAUCCCGCGUGGGGCCAACCUGCCCAAGCCCCCCGUCCCGCCCCAGGUGGAGGAGGAGUUCUACACCAUCGCCGACUUCCAGACCACCAUCCCCGACGGCAUCAGCUUCCAGGCCGGCCUCAAAGUGGAGGUCAUCGAGAAGAACUCCAGCGGCUGGUGGUACAUCCAGAUCGAGGACAAGGAGGGCUGGGCCCCAAUCACCUUCAUCGACAAGUACAAGAAGACCAGCAGCGCCCUGCGGCCCAACUUCCUGGCGCCGCUCCCCAACGAGAUGGAGAAGCUGAGGCUGGAGGACGGGAACGCCGCCGCCGCCGCCGCCGCCACCGUCUCGGCCCCGGAGGACAGCUGGUCCAAGCCUCUCCCGGACGAGCCCAGCGCCGCCGCCGCCGCCGCUGAGGCCUUCGCCAGGCCCAAGCUGAGGGAUUGGAAGUCCGGUGGCAGCAAGGGCUCCUCGGCGCUCUUCUCGGAGCCCCUCCCCCCGGCGCCCUCCGCCCCCCCGCUGGAGGAGAAGCCGGCGCUGCCCCCCCGCCGGGAGUCCAUCAACAAGGGCUUGGAGGCGGAGCCGCCCGAGAGGCCCAAGGCCGAGCUCUGUAAGCCCCUCCCGCCCAAGCCCCCGGCCCCCGGGGCCCUGGGGGGCCCCAAGCCCCCGGCCCCGCUGGCCCUGCUGGCCCUGGGGGGCCCCAAGGUGCCCCCCCCCUUCCGGCAGGAGAGACCCGCGGAGCCCAAGAAGGAGGACAAGAACAAGGCCCUGCACCUGAAGAACGAGAUGGGGCUGGAGUGCGGCCACAAGAUCUCCGCCAAGGAGGUGAAGAAGUUCAACCUGAAGCCCGUCCCCAAGCAGCCCCCCAAGCCGCGGGCCGAGCCCCCCGAGGAGAACCCCGAACCCGCCGGACCCGCGCUCUUCAUGAAGCCCAAGCCCGGGGUCCGGCCCAAACCGGUCCCGUCCGCCAAGCCCGAGGCCCCGGCGGAGAACCGGCUGGACAUCACCAACCUGCGGAGCAAGCUGAGGCCCGCCAAGCCCGCGGAGCCCGGGGCCCCCGAGGCCGGAAGCCACCCGGCCCCCGGCCCCCCGCCGCCCAGCAGCUCCCACCCGAGCCCCCCUCUGGGCCCCGCCCCCAAGCACUUCCCCAGCCCCGCCCUCCUGAACAACGGCAAACACGCCGACGAGCCCCGGCUGCCGCCCAAGCAGCUCAACGGACACGCCCACGAGAGCUCCCCCCCGCCCGCCAAGCCAGGCCCGCCUCCCCACAAGGAGCAGCCCCAGAGGCCUCCCGCCCUGGCCCCCCGGAGGCCGCCGCCCCCCAAGAAGACGGACCCGUCCAGCCCGACCGAGACCCCCAGGACCCCCCCGCACUUCCCCAAGGAGGCCCCGGAGGCCCCAAAGCCCGAGCUGCCUCCGCAAAGCAGACCCCCGCCUCCAAAGCCAAAGGCCUUCGUGCUCCCGCCUCCGCCCAGGGAGAGGGAGGAGCCUAAGGCCUUGGUGCUCCCGCCCCCGCCCAGGGAGAGGGAGGAGCCUAAGGCCUUUAUGCUCCCGCCUCCACCCAGGGAGAGGGAGGAGCCUAAGGCGAACAAGAUGCCCAUCCCCCCCAAGCCUCAGCUGAAGACCAAGAAGCCGGCGCCGCCCAGAGACAAGCUGCCGCCCCUGGUCAGGGAGGCGGGCCGGGACCAGCUGUACCUGGCCGUGGCCGACUUCGAGGGCGACGAGCAGACGGCCGGCUUCAAGGUGGGCACCGUGUUCGAGGUGAUGGAGAAGAACGGCAGCGGAUGGUGGUUCUGUAAAAACGCUGGCGAGGAACACGAGGGCUGGAUCCCUUCAAACUACCUGAGCAAGAAGCCCUAGGUACUAAGCGACGGCACCACCCUCCUGCCUUAUCUUUUGUUAUACGUUUAAAACAAAAAAAAAAUCACUACUUUGUAUUUAAUUUGAUUUUUCAUUUUAUUUAUAUGUAUCCUUUUUUUUAUUUGUUAUUGUUACAUUCCUUUUUUAUACACAGUAUGUGCUUUUAGUGAGCGUCAACCAGCAAUGAGCCCUUGUUACGCGGGGUUCUUAGACGUUUUUUUAAUCAAAUAAGCCUGUUUGUUUGCUUUACUUUUGGGUGCCAUAUAUAGAGCUGAAGGGAGCCUCCGAUUUGCAGUCGUUUAUGUCGGGGUGGUUGAAAUGUUCAAUGCCAUCGCCUUCGAUGUUACUGUGCCUCAGUAUGAUACGCAAAAUGCUUGAUGUGUUUUUAGAUAUAUGCAAUUCAAAUGAUCAUUGUUUGUUAUGGAUAGUUUAAAAAAAGAGAAUAGGAACAGAUGCUGCCGCAUUAAAUACAAAAAAAAAGUGACAAAAAAUUCAAUCAAUCGGUAAAAAAAACAUUUUGGGCACAAGCGGUAAAAUAAUGUAUAAUUCUGGGGCAUUACUUUGCCCGUUUGGACAGGAGACAGAAGAUGGACAGGAAAGUAGGUUGAGGGAUUGUAGUAAAUAAUCACAGGCUGGGACCGAACCAGGGUGGCCAAGAGGUCUAACGUUUGCGUGGGGGGCUGGCUCACUGGGGGUUCGCCACCCCCUGAAUCCAAUUAUUUUUUGGUCAAGAAAAAGUAUUCCUGCCAAUAAAAUGUUUCUCUUUUAUAUAUAUAUAAUUUUUUUUUUUUACAUGUUUUUCUUCGACUGCAUAAUCAAUUCAGCAGGCAUUUUGUUAAAAAUAUGUGCACUUUUAAUCCUUUGUUCAAGUGAGUUUGCACAUGCUACAGAAAGUGGGAUAUACCAAGUGGGUUUUUUCUUUACGUUCUUGUUUACACUCAAAACGGAUAAAUCCAAAAAGGUUUUCUGUAAAUACAGAACACAUCCAAAUCGUCUCCUCUAGAUCGUCCGUCUGGUUUACAAAAGGAAGGAUUGGAUGCCAAUGAGCUCUUGUAAAAACAAUUCAGUAUUUUUCAGUCUAUUCUCGUUUGCGAGCCAAACCUUGUUCAGAUGAAACCAUCAAAUAAUAUUUUACAUAAACGCUUGACUGGUCUCAAGUGUUGUAGGUAAACUAAAAAUAGUUUUUAAUGUACAGAAAUAAAGUCUUUAACUUCUUACUUUUCAUCAACGGGGUGUUAUCUUAAAUAAACAAUUUUAGAAACACAAAGGGUCAAAAAAAGAGCAGUUGUCUUUUCAAGAAAAGAAUUGAACGUUCCAGAGAAGCCUGACAAUAUCAAUAAAAUAAAUUAAUAACAAUUGUUGGUGACAGUCACUAAAGCACUUAUAUCGUCUUCAUGGUAGAUUAUUCAAAAUAUUUUGCUGUUUAUUGCUAAAGAUUGCUACAACACAUUAGCUUAAUAGCAUUGAAGCGCCUUUGACAAAACUAGACAAUAUAGUUUGGACUAAUGAUGUUCUGCCUCUAGUUGCUUUGUGUUGAAACACACUAUCAGUUUGUUUUCAGAGUGCUAUUGUGUCCAUCCCAAUGCCCGUUUGUGAGCCUUCCACAAGGUACAGCUACUGGUUAGUCAGUGUUAAGCUUCGUAUUUCAAAAGGUUCAAAGGGAGGAAAGCAAUAAUUUCAAAUCUACAAUGAUAAAAAGUUUGGAACGGUUGAACGAUUCCUUCAGUACUGUAUUCGGCCCCUUUGUUUGCCUAUAUGUCCUGUAUUUCUCAGACUUAUCUUACUGUCAUAUGAAGCCAAUAAACAUUUCCAACCUUACCUGUUGUUACUGACUCUAGUGUGACUUUAAACGUGUGUGACUUAGGCGUUAUUAGCUCUAAAUUGUAUUCAGUAUAAAUGAUACAAAAACUUUAAGAAUUAAAAAUAAUUAUUUAUUUCAGUUAACAGUUUUCCCUUCUAAUUAACAGAUUCAAUCGCUCUCCAAAGCAUGAGGUGUAAACGUAAGUGGAAAGGAGACAUGGAUUAGGCUGUUAACGCAUGACAAAUUAUUUAUUUACAAUUGACGCAUUUUUGGAGCAAAAAGAGGCGACACCUCAAUAUGUACCUGAUUUAAAGAAGUUUAAAUCUGCGAGCCCAGGUGCUCUAAAGACCCCAGCGUCCUCCUUCAAAAGCAGCAAGAUCUUCAACUUUAUUUGUUUUAAGUUCUGGUUAAUUCAGAAAAGAGCAAAACACUUUCAUACACUUUCGAUUGCAUUUCGUAUGUAAUACCCCGAUAAAAAAAGAAGGAAAUUGGAACCCUGGUCCCCAAAUAUAGACAUCGCUGCAAAUAUAAUAUAUAAAUAUUGCACUUUAGGUUAGGGGACAGCACAUUUAGUAAAGGCAUAAACGGUAAAACAAUAGAACUUAACUUUUAAUAUAUCACAUUGUUUAUGUCCUUCAAAGAAAACAGUACAUUGCCUUGGCUUUGGUAAGAUCCUCUCCAGUGUGGGGUCAUUUCUGUUACAGUAAAAAUACAAAGAAAGUCCUCAUGGCAGAAAGAAAAUAUUACUAGCUGUCUCUAGUUUGUAAAAAAUACCACCCUAUAUCAUAAAUCUGUUAAAAAUAAAAUUGUUUAAGAUAUAUUAAAGUAUACCUCGAUUUACGGCAGGCAAUAUUUACUUUGUGCAUAUAGAGUCCUCUUAAAUAAAAAAUCGAAAGAAAGAUAAAAGUGAACAUGGAUAUCCUUCAAACCCUGCAUGUUGAUUAGAAAUACAAAGUACAUUUAAUUGCUCCUUAGAUAGGAUGUCCAGUAGUAAUAAAUAUAGAAAUAAAACGGCAGCCAUGUCCUUUUGGAGAUCUUUCUUUUCUUUGGAGGGGGGGCUUUGUAUUCUGAACAAAUUCAGAUCGGAGAAAGCUUCGAGACUGCGUGUAUGAAUAUAAAAAUAUAACCUAUAUUGAUUGCUUAGCUUCAUGCUCCAAUACAACGCCAAACAGAAAUUCAUUCAGGGGGACGUCUCUUCCAGGGUGUCGAUGGACAUAAAAAUAAAGAUAUAUCUACUUCUGACCAACAAGUGUCCCAACAUGUUGCCCUGUGGGGGAUGGACAAUACACGGCCAGCGUACCAAGUGUAGGCCUUGUGUUAAUCAAAGCAAUAGCAGACAGAGUAGGCGGUCUAAACACUGAGACCACAUGGUAUCCCCUCCAUAAUCAUCUGGGGAGUGAGAGCUCAAAAAAGAGAAGAAAACAUUUUGAAACAUAAAUAUCUCCUACAACAAAACAAAAAUCCCUCUUAAUUCAAAUGAAUGGGGGAUAAGGCAGCUGGAAGCAGCGGGCUAUCACACGUGAGUGUGCAUUUGUGUGUGUGGGAAUAUGGGUGUGACAGCAU